Molecule: messenger RNA, 1343 nt
Organism: Mauremys reevesii (Reeves's turtle)
Lineage: Eukaryota; Metazoa; Chordata; Testudines; Geoemydidae
Product: oxidized low-density lipoprotein receptor 1-like
Exons: 6
Coding region: 1-714 (237 amino acids)
Biological process (GO): leukocyte cell-cell adhesion; cell death; lipoprotein metabolic process
Cellular component (GO): plasma membrane; signaling receptor complex
Molecular function (GO): low-density lipoprotein particle receptor activity
Source: RefSeq, a predicted model, not a curated record
AUGUGCCAGAAAAGAAUGAGUGAAGCAGGGCUCGACAGCCCAUCUAAGCAGAUGCACCCUAGCUGCUGGGGUGAACAUUGGGAACUGCCUCUCCAGCCACGUUUUACUAUUCUAAAGAGAAGGGGGCUUCUGCUGGUGACCUGUCUGUCUGAGAAGGGAGUGGAUUGUCCUGCCACUGCUGCUCCAGAUGGAUUCUCCUUCUCCUCUGUGGAGGCGCUUUGCCAUAAUCUUUGGAACCCUCUGCUUGGCUUUGCUGGUAACAUAGGGCUCUUGGGUGCUCUGGUAUGCAGAUGGCAGCAAAACUUCAGCCAGCAGCAGGGAAUUCUGGAAAAUCUUACCUGCCAGCAAAUUAAUUUGGAAAACCAAACUCGUGAGCUACAAGAAAUCCUAGAAAACCUCGCAUGGGAGAGAGAUCAUCUUCAAAUCCAGAAUACUAAUUUCUUGAAAACUUUGCAGUCAAAAGGAGACAAGUGCAUUAUUUGUCCAAAGACCUGGAUACAAAAUGGGAAAGACUGUUAUGAACUUUCAUCUGGUAUAAAAUCUUGGUCUGCAUGUAAAGAAUAUUGUUCUUCCCUGGGCUCCAGGCUGCUGAAGAUAGACAGCAAGGAAGAUCUGGACUUCAUAAAACCACUGACAUGUUUUCCUUACUGGAUGGGAUUAUUGUAUAAUGAAACCAAAGGCUACUGGCAGUGGGAAGAUGGUUUCCAAGUCUGAAAAGUUACCAUGGUCCUUAUUGUGCAACACUGAAAAAUGGAAAAGCCUUGGGCUAUUCUUGUGAAAGCCUAAAUUUCUGUAUGUGUGAAAAGGGUCUGUUUAGCUAAAGUCUUCUGUAAUGGCACAAGAACGAACAGAGAAAGUAUGAGGUCCUAUUUUGGAGGAUCCAGUUGCUACUGUUGCCUAUAUUUAUAAGGCUCCAUCUUAUAUGGUGCUGAGUAUGGAGUCCAACUUAAGUCAUCAAACUCCGACAUAAGUUAUUUAAGUUCUGAGCACUGUGGUCCUGUUUCAGCAGAGCACAAAACAGGACAGGGUCCCUACUAUGCUGUUAAAAUUCUCUGCUGUGCUCACAGAAAGUGCUUGUAAGCUAUUAUAGAAGGAGAUGGCUCCUCUCUCAGUAGAAGGAGCAAUAACCACACUCCACUUCACCAACCAGCUUUCUGUUCUUGGCCCUUGCUGCUGCUAUUGUUCAUCUGUUCCGAAAUCCAGACCAGUCUCCAGAGUGUGACACUGCUGUGGAGCCAGCUUGAGUCUACUGCCCCCAGGAUUCACCCAUCUCACAUGGAGAACUCUUUUAUCUCCUGUUGCCAAGAUAUCAUUUUUUAGACAAAAACUCUUUUUUUUGCUUC